UCAAUGUCGGAACGUUCCGAAGAUGACGUCGGAGCGUUCUCGAAUCCCGUGUCUCUCGGCUGCUGCUGCCGAAGGAACAGGGAAAAAGCAACAAGAAGGAAGAGCAAUGGCGACACUGGAUCGCAAAGUGCCCAGUCCGGAGGCGUUUCUGGGCAACCCCUGGUCCUCCUGGAUCGACGCCGCCAAAUUACACUGCUCCGACAAUGUAGAUUUAGAAGAGGCUGGAAAAGAGGGUGGAAAAAGCAGGGAGGUUAUGAGGCUUAAUAAAGAAGGUAAGUGGAGCUACUGGCAUUUUAGUGUUAGCAUGUGUGGUAGAAUCUUCACAGGAUUUCAAAUAUAAUGUGAAUUGUUCU
This is a messenger RNA of Tupaia belangeri chinensis (Chinese tree shrew), 353 nucleotides long. RefSeq names its product ataxin-7-like protein 1. Lineage: Eukaryota; Metazoa; Chordata; Mammalia; Scandentia; Tupaiidae. The record is from RefSeq and is a predicted model, not a curated record. The transcript has 2 exons. The coding region runs from base 23 to 340 and encodes 105 amino acids.